UCGCCCCCGCGCCGGGGGCGAAGGCAACAAAGGGCUGCGGGCGGCGGCGGCAGUGACCCGCGUCUCAGGUGCUCACCUCCGGGCCAGGAGCACAAUUCUCGCGCCCGCCUCCCGCGUCCCGGGAUCUCCAGAUGAAGUGUGAGCACUGCACGCGCAAGGAAUGCAGUAAGAAAACAAAAACUGAUGACCAAGAAAAUGCCUUGGCCGAUGCAAUGAGUCCAACCCGGGAGAAGGAAGAAAAGGGAGAAUUCCAUAAGCUGGCUGACGCCAAAAUACUUCUGAGUGAUUGUCUGGCGUGCGACAGCUGCGUGACUGCAGAGGAAGGGGUCCGAGUUUCCCAGCAGAACGCCAAGGACUUCUUCCGUGUCCUGAACCUCAAUAAGAAAUGCGAUACCUCAGAGCACAGAGUGCUGGCUGUGUCUGUGUGCCCUCAGUCUUUGCCUUAUUUCGCUGCUAAAUUCAACCUCAGUGUGACCGAUGCAUCCAGAAGGCUCUGUGGCUUCCUCAAAAGCCUGGGGGUGCGCUACGUGUUUGACACGACCAUUGCUGCGGAUUUCAGCAUCCUGGAGAGCCAGAAGGAGUUUGUGCGGCGCUACCUGGGGCACAGUGAGGACAAGCAGGCGCUGCCCAUGCUGACCUCUGCCUGUCCCGGUUGGGUCCGGUAUGCUGAGCGGGUGCUGGGGAGCCCCAUCACCCCCAACCUCUGCACUGCCAAGUCCCCCCAGCAGAUCAUGGGCUUGUUGGUGAAGGACUACUUUGCCAGACAGCAGCCCGACCACAGGCUUGCUGUCUCUGCACAGAACCUCUCUCCAGAUGGAAUCUUCCAUGUCAUCGUGGGCCCUUGCUACGACAAGAAGCUGGAAGCACUCCGAGAGGACGUCCAGGCAGCCUCGCACACGUCACAGGGUGUGGACUGUGUGCUGACGUCAGGUGAACUUCUCCAGAUAAUGGAGCAGAGUGAGCUCUCAGUGAAGGAAGCUGCUGUUGACACUCUGUUCGGAGACUUGAAGGAGGAGGAGGUCCGGCGCCACGACGGAGCCAGCUCAGACGGCUACCUGGCCCAUGUCUUCCGACAUGCGGCUAAGGAACUGUUUGGCGAGGAUGUGGAGAAGGUCACCUGUCGAGCCCUGAGAAACAAAGACUUCCAGGAGGUAACUCUUGAGAAGGAAGGGGAGGUCGUGCUGCGCUUCGCUGCUGUGUACGGCUUUCGAAACAUCCAGAACAUGAUCCUGAAGCUGAAGAAGGGCAAAUUUCCUUACCACUUCGUGGAGGUCCUUGCGUGUCCUGGAGGGUGCCUACAUGGCAGGGGCCAGGCCCAGGCCGAGGACGGACAUGUGGACAAGGCCCUGCUGCGGCAGAUGGAGGGAAUCUAUGCGGACAUCCCCGUGCGGCCCCCUGAGACCAGUGAGCAUGUGCAGAUGCUGUACCGGGAGUGGCUGCAUGGGGCCGACCCCCCCAGGGUGCAGGAAGCUCUGCACACUUCGUUUCCGAGCGCCGGACUCACUGCCAGCAGCUUAGACAUCAAGUGGUAGAAGAGGAGGGGCUGGGGCAGCCACCCAGCUGCUCCUCAGGCAGGGACGCUGGGCGGGGAGUGCUAGAGACACGUUCAAAGAAAACAGGUCAGCUCUUUACUUUGAUUUUCAGAAUCCUCUCAACUCGGCUAUCCCCUAUUUAUUUGAGGCUCUCUAAUUUUAAUGUGGUGCUAUUCUUACAUGCAUGGCAUUGAAAUAUUUUAACAUGAGAGAUGGCGUUCCCUACAGAAGUAUUCUCUUCUGAGGCUGUGGUAAAAUCCCAAAGAAAAGAAUGGAGACAGACAAGUGUGUUUUAGGAUUGAAAAAAAAUAUAAACAGUGUCCUGGGAGAGCUGAGGCCCCAAGAGGUGCUGUUUCACAUGCCGCACGGGUCAUCUGAGGCAGAAACGGGGGGGGGGGGGCAGGGCGGCAGGGUUGCGGAUCCGUGCUGACCUGGGGGUCGUUGGGUGGCCCUGGCCCAGUGUGGCUCCUGGUUUUGCCAUCCACGUUCCCCUUAGAGAUGUUUUUACUUAGAGCUUGAACAAAUCACCAUAUUUUUUGGAAUCUGGGGGUUUCAAGCACAAAUCUGGGUACAGAUCGGAAGUUCUGGUGGCAGCAGGCCCAUGUUCCUGCCUUGCAGGCACUGUUUCUUGUGCCCUAACCCCCGGGCUUUUACAUUCACUUUUUAAAUUGAACUCCCCAUGAGACAACAGGGACACCUGACAAGGUUAUACUAACAAUAAAGAGGGAGACAGGAGGGACAGGAUGGAGAAUGGCAAGGCUGGUCCCAAGCCCAGGCAGCCACUCGCAGCUGUGAUUCGAGUGACUCUGGGGCCUCUGCUGCUCCUUGAAUCCAGUGGCUGGGAGCAGAGUCUGUGAAGGCCUCGUCCAGCCCUGAAGUCGGGUGAGACAGCCUCCCUCUGAACUCUUUCGGUCGUCCUUCAUCUCUGACAGGGCUUCUUCUCGUGCAGUGGACUGGUUUGUCUACUUAGCUCGAAGUGCCUCUGUGCACAGAUGAAGUGAUUCCCUCACCCCCACAGGUACUGCUGGUAGGAGUGUGACUUACAGGGGGUGGGAGAAGAAGAAAGAAGCGAAAGCCUUUUACCCACAAGUAAUUAAGAAAGGGCUGGCGAGCAGCUGGAAAUCUCCACCAUCAUAUGACUAUGUUAGGGUUCAUCCUGUGAAAUGAAAUCUGUCAAGAGGCCCCCAGCUGGUUUUAUGAGCGCUUGGGUCUCGCUAACAGAAGUGAUGACAUCCUUCAACCCCUCGGUGUAAGUAAAGCCUCAGCAGACUAAGUUACCUUCAUCCCGUCCAGUACUAUACUUGUAGGCCUAUCUGUGUUGAUAACUGGGGAUAUCGUGUUAAAUUGUAUAUAUAUUUUUUUGCUUUCAAUCUGUAUAUAAUUGGGUUUUCAUCCCCAGAAUAACUGAUGAUGGAAUAAACACUUGGAGAGCAUGUCUGCCUGUGCAGUGUUGACUGAACACUCUCCAGCCAGGGGGCAGCAUUGUGGUCACGUGAUGGGUGCUGCCUUCUUCAUGGUCCAGGCCCAGUGGCCUCCUCUCAGACUGCCUGAGCCAUCACCUGACUCAGAGCCAAAGAGUUCUUCAUUGUCUCAGUCUAAGAAGAAACUCAGCAGGUCUAGAACGCCAAGCCCAGGAGUUGGAGGGCUGAUCUUUUUUUUUUUUUUUUUAUCGUGCUUUAAGUGAAAGUUUACAAAUCAGGUCAGUCUCUCAUAUAAAAAUUUAUAUACACUUUGCUAUAUAUGAUCCUAGUUGCUGUCCCCCUAAUGAGACAGCCCACUCCUCUCUACUCUGUAUUUCUGUGUCCAUUCAGCCAGCUUCGGUCCCUCUCUGCCUUCCCAUCUCUGGAGGGCUGAUCUUUAUUGCUUCAAAAACUCCAAUCUUGAGGCUACAAUGAAGAAAUCACCUUAAUGACAGUAGCAUCAGUGGACAGUCUUUGACAGCUGACUUGCCCCGGGGCCUCUCCUGUUGUCUCAUAUAGUGCUAUUAUAACAAUACCCCAAGUACAUACCUUUAACAAAAAGAAGUUUAUUCUCUCACAGUCCAAUAGGCUAGAAGUCCAAAUUCAGGACUCCAGCUCCAGGGGAAGGCCUUCCCUGUUGGCUCUGGAGGAAAGUCCUUGUCAUCAGGCUUCCCUUGGUCUGGGAGCAUCUCAGCGCAGGAACCUCAGGUCCAAAGGAUAUGCUCUGCUCCUGGUGCUGCUUUCUUGGUGGUACGAGGUCCCCCUCUCUGCUCACUUCCUUAUCCUUUUAUCUCUUGAGAGAGAGAACAUGGUGUAGGCCACACCCCAGGGAAGCUCCCUUUACCUUGGAUCAAGGAUGUGACCUGGUAAGGGUGUAACAUAAAGUUAGAAUCACAAGGUGGAGGACAACCACACAGUACUGGGAAUCAUGGUCUAACCAAGUUAAUACACUUUGGUGGGGGGAGACAUAAUUCAACCUGUGACACCUGUAUUAGGGAGUCCAGGAUGAGAGGCCUGGGUGCUGACCCAUGGGAGGUGGCUGGAGUCUCACCUGGGGCUGGUCUUGGGUUAUGGCCUUGUGUAGUUUGUCUUCUGCAUAAGAGAAAAGCAGAGAGGUUUCCUUUUCAUUUGUUAUAACCCAAACAAAACAAUGGGGUCAAAGGGUGAGGUGCGGAGAGGGCAGCGUUGUGCCUUGGCCUGCGGUGUUGCCACAGAGAGCGUCUGCUUGUGGUGCAUGGGUGAGAGGAGCAAGACAGUAAGUGCAGACACAUCCUGCCCACCGCUGUACAGGAACUCUCUGAAUCCUGGCACUGCUCUGCUUCCAGUGGGCAGUGAACAUGUCUGGUCAAUGUGUAUGGGGUGGGGGGUCAUCUUGGUGAAUAACUUAAGCGCCUGUGGCCUGACAGGUAGAAGAGCCCAUGUUGGGGCCAUAUUGGCCCAGAUGUUUCAGUUGCAGUUCCAGCCAGAGUAGACCCCUGCGCCUGCUAAUCACACUUGGCUUUGCUGGGGUUGAGGACUGGGACUCGUUUGCUGCGCGUUCACCAUCGGUUGGCCCCGGCCCAGGGUGUGAAGGGAAGGCACUGCGUUUCUGCAAGCUCCUACAAUCCGUGGGCGACUUUGGGGGUGUCUGUUUCACAGUCAGCCUGCUGGCCUGAAGCUCAACAAAUACAGGCUUCUCAGCACUGGACCACAUGGGCCCUGUCGUCAUCAUCCCACGUCUGGGCACUUGACACCGGACCACAUGGGCCCUGUCGUCAUCAUCCCACGUCUGGGCACUUGGCACCGGACCACAUGGCCCUGUCGUCAUCAUCCCACGUCUGGGCACUUGACACCGGACCACAUGGGCCCUGUCGUCAUCAUCCCACGUCUGGGCACUUGACACCGGACCACAUGGGCCCUGUCGUCAUCAUCCCACGUCUGGGCACUUGACACCGGACCACAUGGGCCCUGUCGUCAUCAUCCCACGUCUGGGCACUUGACACCGGACCACAUGGGCCCUGUCGUCAUCAUCCCACGUCUGGGCACUUGACACCGGACCACAUGGGCCCUGUCGUCAUCAUCCCACGUCUGGGCACUUGACACCGGACCACAUGGGCCCUGUCGUCAUCAUCCCACGUCUGGGCACUUGACACCGGACCACAUGGGCCCUGUCGUCAUCAUCCCACGUCUGGGCACUUGACACCGGACCACAUGGGCCCUGUCGUCAUCAUCCCACGUCUGGGCACUUGACACCGGACCACAUGGGCCCUGUCGUCAUCAUCCCACGUCUGGGCACUUGGCACCGGACCACAUGGCCCUGUCGUCAUCAUCCCACGUCUGGGCACUUGACACCGGACCACAUGGCCCUGUCAUCAUCAUCCCACGUCUGGGCACUGCUUUUGUCCCCACAUGUGAGAUUGGAAAACCACAGCCCAGGUAAUCGACUCCUUGCUGAAUGCUGUUCAGCUGGCUCCUGAAAGGACUCUGGCUGGGCAGAGGGCCCUGUCACCCCACCUCCAGCCCAGCAUCUUCUAUUCCACCUCUUCCCAGCCACGCAAGUGUUUGGCUUGCUUCCCAGUCAGUAAGCCCAAGCGUAGCAUUUGUCAAAAGCAAAAAAGCCCUGAACUCUCUUGGGGGAAGGUAGCUCUUUCAGUUCUGGUUUCUGAAAGAUAACCUUGUGUCCUGAGAACUAGAAGAGCAGGUGCUAGAGCUGAAGUCUUAUUUAAAUGGAAAUGCAGAUAAAACCUAUAUAUAUUUGUCAAGGUUCCCCCCGCCAAAUUUAUUGUACUGCAGAUGGUUUAUCAGCCCAAACUAGUUUCUCAUUAAUAUACAUAUUGUUUUGUGACUUUGGUUGCUAACCCCACAACCUGUCAACACUCCUCUUCUUGACCUUGGGUUCCCAAAAAACUUUUUUUUUUCUUCCAGUAGACCAGCAAACCGUUUAUUUUAUAAAGGAUUGGGUCUGAGGAAAAGCUGAGGCCCUGUUGGCAGGGAUGUAAAUUGGCAGAGCUGUUGCGCAUUUGUGGGGGGCGGUCUGCAGUAGGGCACACAGCUCAGUGCGGCCCUCGGUGACCGUCCCCACAGCAGCGCCCCCUGGGUGCUUCCCAGCGCCGGAAAGAGCGUCUCUGUCGCCGUCACAGUAAAGGGCGGGAAACCCUGCCGGCGGUGGGGAUGGCUGGCAGGUCUGUGGGGGGGGAGCUCGGCAAGUGAUCAGAAAACAGGAGGUAUUUUAGGAAUUGACGUGGGAGCCUCAGCACGAGUAGAAAGACCCUUUUUGGUUUUUUUUUUUUUUUUUUAAGCCAAA
Messenger RNA from Loxodonta africana (African savanna elephant), 6275 nucleotides. It is a transcript of the gene NARF, whose product is annotated as nuclear prelamin A recognition factor. The transcript is spliced from 11 exons. The record is from RefSeq and is a predicted model, not a curated record. The coding region runs from base 132 to 1532 and encodes 466 amino acids. Gene Ontology annotation, molecular function: lamin binding. Gene Ontology annotation, cellular component: lamin filament. NCBI's taxonomy places the organism in Eukaryota, Metazoa, Chordata, Mammalia, Proboscidea, Elephantidae.